AUGAAAAAUAACAACGUUAACAUCAAAGACAUCAUCAAAAGAACUCCUUUGGUAGUCGGUGAAAAAUGGUAUCUCAUCAAUUUUGAAUGGUUUGACAAGUGGUCAAAGAAUAUGUUGGGUUUGGGUCCAAUCGACAACUCAAAUCUUCUUGUUGCAGGAACAGAUUUCAUCAAACCAGGGCUAAUAGAAACUACCCAUUUUGAAGUUGUUCCAGAAAAAUUAGGAAAUGUUAUCUACAUUGUUGAUGGUGUACAAGAUGUAAUCCCAUGUCAAUCAAAAUUGAUCAUUCUAUCAUAUCCCAAUCCCAAUAUCUAUCAUAGACAUACAAAAGAAUGCACUUAUAGAAUGUGGAUGCCAAUAUGGAAACGUGUGACCUAUCGUCUAAUGAUCACAGAUCAUCACAAUAUGAUCAAUUAUUUAAAAGUACGAGAUUUGGAUAAUCCAAGUUACUCUAAAAUUGGAAAAGCAUUUUUUAAACAAAUUUGCCUCAACAUGCUUUCUCAAUCUUCAUUUGAAUACCAUUCAUUACCCAAAAACAGUCCAUUUAUCACAGAGGUACCUAAUAGUAUUCAAGAAAGAGAUCUCGAAUCGUUACAUUAUUAUCAUAAAGUAAAUAAAUAA
Molecule: messenger RNA, 621 nt
Organism: Cavenderia fasciculata
Lineage: Eukaryota; Evosea; Eumycetozoa; Acytosteliales; Cavenderiaceae
Exons: 5
Coding region: 1-621 (206 amino acids)
Molecular function (GO): cysteine-type deubiquitinase activity
Source: RefSeq, a predicted model, not a curated record